Molecule: messenger RNA, 6707 nt
Organism: Podarcis muralis (Common wall lizard)
Lineage: Eukaryota; Metazoa; Chordata; Lepidosauria; Squamata; Lacertidae
Gene: CLIC4
Product: chloride intracellular channel 4
Source: RefSeq, a predicted model, not a curated record
UUUAUCCGUCGCUGUUUGUUUCCUUCGCUUGCUCCUUGCACCCCUCCCGGCGGUCUGCCACGCCCCUUUCGCGGCUCAAUCCCCGCCCCUUGGUAUAAAUAGGCGGCGUCUCUCGAAACGGCUCCUCAGUCGCGGUCCCGCCUUGUUCGACGGCGCUGAAGCCCAGGAGGCAGGGAGAGAGAGAGAAAGAGCGGAAUCCACCGGGCGCUCCCUCCCUCCCUCCCUCGCACUCGCCGGCGCGCUCGCACAAGCCGUGAGGGGAGCCAGACGGGCAGGCGAGCGAAGGACCGGCUGAGUGAGUGAGUGAGUGAAGGGAGGAGUUUUCUCGCUUGCUCGCAGGGCGUCGCCGCCGGUCAGUCUCCACGCAGAGCGGGUGGCCGAGCGAGGAGGACAGAGCAUGGCGCUCUCGGUGCCGGUCAACGGGGUGAAGGAAGAGGGCGACAAGCAGCCUCUCAUCGAGCUCUUCGUCAAGGCUGGAAGUGAUGGUGAAAGCAUAGGCAACUGCCCCUUUUCUCAGAGACUCUUCAUGAUUCUGUGGCUGAAAGGAGUGGUAUUUAGUGUAACAACAGUUGACUUGAAAAGGAAACCUGCAGACCUUCAGAACUUGGCACCGGGGACUCACCCGCCCUUCAUAACAUUUAACAAUGAGGUGAAGACAGAUGUGAACAAAAUUGAAGAAUUUCUCGAAGAUGUCCUCUGCCCACCCAAGUACACAAAGCUUUCACCAAAACAUCCAGAAUCAAACACUGCUGGAAUGGACAUCUUUGCUAAAUUUUCUGCAUUUAUCAAGAAUUCCAGGCCAGAAGCAAAUGAAGCCCUGGAGAGAGGCCUUCUGAAAACUCUGCAGAAGUUGGAUGAGUACCUGAAUACACCUCUCCCUGAUGAGAUUGAUGAGAACAGCAUGGAGGAUAUCGCAGCUUCCACCCGCAAGUUUCUGGAUGGUGAUGAGAUGACGUUAGCAGACUGCAACUUGUUGCCCAAACUACAUAUUGUCAAGGUUGUGGCCAAAAAGUAUCGCAACUUCGAUAUUCCCAAGACAAUGACUGGGAUUUGGAGAUACCUGACAAAUGCCUAUGGUCGUGAUGAAUUCACCAACACUUGUCCUGGAGACAAAGAGAUUGAAUUCGCCUACAGCGAUGUAGCUAAGAGGCUCACUAAAUAAGCAGUGUUUCGCACACAUUUCAUAACGAAACGCUUCUUUUAACAGACUGCUCCCCUUUUGUCUUUUUAAGAUAGUGAUUUACUUUGCAUGUACUUGCAGUUAUUCAGUGUUACAUUGGGUAGACCAGGUAUUUUUUCUCUUUCAAAAAAUGCAAACCAAUGUUAUGCCGUUUGCUUGCUUUGUAUCCUAUAAUAAGCAAGCUGAGCACAGCAGUUAAUGUUGCAGUGAAGCAAUUCUGGAACCUGGCCCAGAACUGCUGAGUGGGACCCCUACUUUUACUACCUGGGCCUGCAGAUCCUGGGUCUCAAUUAGGUAGGACAGCCAUCUUACAUAGUCCAAGGAACCGAGUGGUAAAGCUUUUCCUGGAUUGAGCAUUUCAGGUAGUGGGAGUGGAGUGCAAGUUUGAACACUUUCCCUAUAUUAGAAGGCACCUUCUCUCUCUUGUCUGCACACACUUGGCUUGUUGGGGAGAUGGCUUCAGCAUACUCUUCUCCCAUAGAAUAUUUUAAUGCGCAGAAUUUUAUUCAUUGCAGAGCGAAUACAGCCUCUGCAGCUCCAAACUUAGGUGAUUCAGCCUAAGGAAAGGUUGUUGUUGUUUUUUACCACUUGCUUCUUCUGAUUAUAUAAAGUGGCCUUUAAAUCUCAAAUUGCAUCUUGGGAUUUUCAGAUUUGUCUAGGAAGCACUUCUUGGUGUGAUUUAAGGAUUAUUUAUGUAUUUUUGAGAUGCUGUUGCAUACCAGAGCUCUCCUGAAACACUGUACCUGCUGGUCUGUCUGAACAGUGCACCAAAGUCUCUUACUGCCUCACCGAAAAGAGCUGCAUGCAAAACCUUUGGGCAAGCAUGCCUGCUCAUGAGGAAAAAGGCACAUUUCAACAAGUUCAAAUGCCACAAGCUGUGACCCAUAGACACCAGGAACCCAAUAAACUGUGUUCUUGGUGGUGACAAGGGUUCACUGCAUAUGCUUGCAUUGGGGGGUCGAGGGGGAGUACAUAAGUCUCCAACUGAUUGGAUCAAAAAGCAAGACAACUUUAUUGGAUGAAGCACAAUAAUCCAAGGCCAUAAUAGCAAGUUGAUUUUUUUUUUAAGGCACUAGGAGGCUUGUCAAUAUGUGGGAUUUAUUUCUUAAGUAACAUCAUUCCAAACCUGAGCUGUCAAGCAGCCUAAAUAUGCCAGAUGUUUCUACUCAACAUGUAACUACUCUUUUAUGUUGCUAGCAAGAAGUGCUGUGGUUGGGUGCCAGGGGUGCUUUCUUCUCACUGUGCUAAUGUCAGAUUCCUGCAAGUAACUAUUUUUUAUUUUUAAAUAUGUGCAAGUGGCCUUUAGAUACCAACUGUUUUGCCUUACGUGCAUAAUUCCAUAUUGAUGGUUUUCUCCUUGGUCGUUUGUAAGUGUGGAAUGUGGAGUUCUCAGCCCCUCUUUCAAUUGUUUCUCCCUUCAAAUAAGUCACAUCUGACUGCUAUAUAUGUACCUGAUCUAUAUUUUUUCACAUCACAAUCAUUAACACAUUCAAGGUCCAAGUUGUGUAUUUCUAGAACAGCACCAAGGAAUAGGACUGUAAAAAAAAAUGGUUUGUGUUUCUGACUUGGGUUUUCUUUAAUAAAAGGAAAGGCAGGAAUUUGAGGCAUGGAGCAAACUUUCUAUUUAUUUUAAAAGCCAUCAAAGACUACUCCAGCCAAUCAACACUAGUCUUCUUGCCAGCAUACCUUUUGUAACUUUUACACUGGAGUGUACAUUUUUAAAGCACGUAUAAGGGCUCCUGUUAACAGACUUUCUGCGGCCCAACUCUGUACAUACUUGCUCAGAAGCAAGUUGCACUGAGUUUGGCGUGGUUUAUUCCCAAGUACAUGUGUGUAGCAUUGCAGCCUGGCUUACUCAGCAUAAGUGAGGGCAUGGAAGAGGAUUAGGGAACCUUUUUCUUGUACAAAAUUUCAUUUCGGUGAGGGACUUGGUGUUAAGAGCCUUAGGUUUGUGGUUUUUUUCUUCUUUUAAAUCUAAGAAUCAUACUUACAUUGUGAUCUGAUCCAAUAAGUAGAUACAUGAUUUCAGUAAUAGCUUUGUAUUUGUUAUACAUGCCUUUGUGGUGCCUUCUUUCUCUUUGCCAGUAUUCACAAAAGCCAGUCUUAGGCUUAAGGGUGGCCCCAAAGCAUCCUGCAGCUUUGACACAAAACACGAGAAGGUGGAGCCUUUUCUAGCAUGUUUGUACCUCUUAGUUUAAUUUCACUGGCCCGAAAUCUGCUCCUCUUCUUGCUGAUUUUGCCUUUAAGUCAGUUGACAGGCUUGCUGUACACAUUUGGCGGGUAAGGUACCCAAAGGGUAGAAUUGUGCUGUACAGCAUGGUGAAUCUUAUACAUAGGGCGGUUGUCCUGCUAAUGCCCACACUUGUUUGCCUUCCAGUUGUCAUUUUGCCUGGCAAAUUUAAAGUUUCAGAUUAGAAGGUAGGAUGACCAGUGUGACCAGAUGGGAUUCGAGGAAAAAGUUGGUCAGAUGUGGGCCAUUAGCUCAAAUUCUUGCCAAGUCACUGUCCACAUAACCACCUCUUAUGUAACUGCUAUUUCCCCAUCUGGUUACUGGAUCCAUUUAGCCCGGAACUGGUGCUUGGUGGAUUGUGUUUAUUUGAAAGCGUACCUUUAAUGAGUCAUGAAGGUAAAUAACUUGGCACCUCCCAACAGUAUCAGUCAAAUGGGAGGAAGCAGCCUGCCAAUUUAUUUUAAAUUACACCGCAGCACAGGACAACCUUUAUCAUUCGAUGCUGAUUAUGCCUUAGUACUGUUUGACGAAACCUUUCCGGCUUGAAAUGUAGGCAGUAGUUGAAUCUUAUGCUCUUGAUUCUAUUAAGUUGGAGCAGAGAAGUCAUUUGGAAGUACAGUAUAUUUUACAGAGAAGCAUUAUCUCUUCCUCUGUAAUAUUGAUGUGCAUAAAUGUUCUCUCGUGUGACCAGUUAUCCACUUGGUGUGUAGUAGAGGCAGUUUCUCCCACAAGAUAAGGUGCAUAAUUUGUGGUUGCAAGUGAUCAACCAUUUGGUUAACUUUAGCAGCCCACAUGGGUGAAAGCAUUCAGUUUUCCUCUUGAAUGAAUAAAGAGAUGGGCGUGUGUUUGUGGAUGGGGGGCUUCUGUCAUCAAAUGGGAAUUUUUUUUAUAGUUACGUUUUUGCAACAGAAAUGUGAAAGGAAUUCCUGUUAGUUGACCUUUGUUUAGCCUAUGAAAUUGGUAGCAUUCAUAUACAGAUUAACUUUCUGGAAGACAGAGAAAACCCCAAGUUUGAUUUAACGUUUAUUCUUCCAAGGUUGGAGAGAAGGGAGUGCGGAAAGACAUGUGUUAUACCUACUGUAUUUAUAGUUUGGGAACUUGCCUAACCUGCACAAAACUGAAGAGUUAAUGAUCUUGCCACUUGCCAGUUUCUUACAAAAAUGAUAUUUUUUAUGUACAUAUGCAUUCUUAACAGAAUUUCAGACAUUCUGCUUCUAGCCAUCCAAAAUAGCAAAUGUUGGUCUAAUUCUCACAGACAUUCCCCCAGCCCACCAUCCUCAGACUUUUGAACAUGGGAUGAUAGUUGCAUGAGAGCCAGAAGUGUGAGCAAGAGCAGCUCCUUGUAGCAAUUCCUUAAAUGUUCCUCCUGUAUUAAUGUGACUUCCAAAAUGCCUUUUCACUCCUAUAGCCAAAGAUGUUUUAAAUUCCCAUUCUAGUUGUCAGUCUAGGAGCAUUUGAGGAAUCACUCCUUUGCCUAAACCCGGGCGGUGGAAGGUGGAAUCUGUGGCCCUCUUGAUGCUGCUUGAUUCCCAGCUCCCAGGAGCCCCGGCGGGCACAGUCAAAGGUCAGAAUUAUGGGAGUUGCAGUCCAGCAACAAGGCCACAGCUGACAUGUCUCACUUUUGCCCUAAAGAUAGGCAGGAGUGUUAAUAUUUAGAAUGAUUGAAGUCAUCUCAGAACUGGUAUGUCUGGGGAAAUUCUGUGCAUGUAUUAUUGUUAGCCACGGGAUAGUUGUGCCAUUGAAAGAGCCUGCUGGCUUGGACCACUCUGAGAGGCAGUUCCUACUGAAGGGGAACAACCCAAUUGGCUGCAUCUAAUGUUACUCUGAGUGCAGAAUGCGGCUUGGAUUCUGCUUCACAAGUAACAAGAAGGGUUGAGGUGGUCCUGAAGUCCUUUCUGCAAACAUAAUCCAGGAGGAAAAGUCUUUGCCCUCAUCCUAUGCCCUUUGAUGUCAUGACACUAUGGAUUCCCAUGUUUUGGAUGAUGCAUUGUCCACAUGCUCUCUGUUGGGUCAUAUUUAUAUAAGAUAAUUGGCCAUUCUGCUUAUUUUGUUUAUAGUGAAAUAGAAUUUCUUUUAAAAAGAAAAGCUGUGGGUUAUAUCCAGUGUUAGUCAUACUCCAUCAGAGUAGACCCAUUGAAAUGAAUGGGCAUAAUUAAUUUGGGCUCACUCAUUUCAGUGGGCCUAUUCUGAGUAGCACUUGUAGUGACUACAACCCAGAGAAUUAAAAUUGCAUGACUUAUAUAUAUAUCAAGGGAUGCCUUUUUAAUAAGGUCACUUUUGCUCAGCAGGCAGAGCCUUGAGGAACAAAGAGAACAGGUGGAGCACUUCUCUCAAAAGUGUGCAGAGCAUUUGUGAAAUCAUUACACUUGUCUGACUCACACACGAACCAGUGUGCCGCAUUCUGGGCACGGAGGGGUAGGAAAGCAAACCUCAGGUUCCCCACCUCUGUCAAGUCCUUCCUGUGGGACUCCAGCUCUCAUGAGCCCCAGCCAGCACAGCUGAAGAUCAGGCCUCUGUAACAAAAGUAUUUUCUGUGGACUCGGCUCAACAUGCAUUUGUGCACAAAUUGUUUCUGUUUUAUGUUAUCAGCCUCUAAAAGUUGUGGGCCACAGAAAUUGGUCUAGCCUAUCUUACUAUGCUAGAGCUAUGUGCAAAUAUUAACAGUGACAAAGAGCAACCAGUUUAGAAAUCUGGCCAUUCUAGGGCCUACCAGUGUCUAAAUGUAACACACGAAGGUGUUCUAAUUCAUACUAAAAGUGUUAUGUAUAGUGGGGGGCUACAUGUGAGAGCUGAGGUCUGGCUUCAUUCCCUAGUGCUUGAAGCAUAUUUUUUUUUGGGGGGGGGUGGAACCUUGGUUAUCACUCACCUGCCUACCUGCCUUUCUGUGAAAUGUUGCUUUAAGAGGCAAUGCUAAAUCAACCCUUCAUUCUAAAAAUGAAUAACUGUCCCCUCCCAGCUGUGACUUUUAUUCCAUGUUAAAACCACAAUUGCUUAGAUACAGUCAAGUUCCUUCUUAUCCUUUUGAACAUACCUGAAAAGGUUGUUCUGAGCAAACCGUGUUUUAAAAAUAUAUAUCAUCCUGUUUUAUCUGCUCAACUGUUGCAUCUGGGUGGGCGGGGGCACAGAUUCCCAAGAAUGGGCAGGGCAUCGAUUUGGCGUUUGUACAGAGAUACCUGGAAUCUCUUAUGAUAUAUUGUAAUAUGCUUCUCUUUUCACUUUUCUGGAAUAUCUUUUACAGGUAUACUGGCAAACUGCUGGCAGCUGUUUUAAAAAAUAAAAUUUAUAUUUUUCACUUAA